AUGCCCCAACCCCAACUCCAAGUCGAAAAUAAAAAAGAAAAAAGAAAAAACCCACUUUUGUUAACGUUUACGACUGACCUGUCAUUCUCCUAUUUUCUUUUGAAUUUUCUUUUGGAAGGACUUUUAUUUUCAGGCCUAGAAGCUGUCUUCGUGUUAUACUGGUACUACUGCCACGACUCCGAGCGAGGGUUUUUCCUUCCUCCCAAGUUUCUUGAAUCCAUGUUUUCCAUUCUCGGGAAAUCAUCCCUUCUCGGAGGCAUAUCGUCAACGCAAUCUCUCCUUCAGCAUCUCAACAAUUGCAUCGUGUUCGAAACGAAUGGCUACUUGCCACUGCCAGCCAGGUACUGUAAUUCAACUACAUUAAAUGGGCAUUCUUUCACUUUCUCAUAUCUCAUUGAUACAUGUGGCUUCUCACCAGAUCAAGCUGUUUCAGCUUCCAAGUAUGUCAGCUUCCAAACACGAGAAAAACCAGAUUUGGUUAUCAAUUUCCUGAAGAAUCUCGGAUUCACAAAAUCCCAGAUUCUUCGUUUCACGAGUGAAGUCCCACAGUGUCUUCGAUCUGUCCCUGAGAAAACCUUACUGCCGAAGAUUGAGUUUUUCAUAUCCAGAGGCGUUUCCCGCUCAGACAUCCCUAGGCUCUUCUCAUUCCCUUCCUUUGAUUUCUUCCGAGAUUUGUUUCAAUCUGAUGACACGCUCGUUAAAGCUCUUACGCAUUGCUCUGGCAUUCUUCUUGAUAUUAAAACCCAUGCCGUGCCCAAUAUGAAGCUAUUAAGGCAAGUCGGAGUUCCUGAAGCAAAUGUCGGCAAAUUGUUGCAAUGGUAUCCUAGGACAAUUACUAAAAGUGCUGGAAAAUUCAAGGUGAUAGUGGAGGAACUUCAGGAAAUGAAGUUUGAUCCUUUCAAAGUUCAAUUUAUUAUGGCUGUCUUUGCUUUGUCGUCACUAAGCAAAUCUACAUGGUCAAAAAAGGUUGAUGUGUAUAAGAAGUGGGGCUGGUCUGACAAUGACAUUAUUGCUGCUUUUAGAAAGUCUCCAUUUUGUAUGAAGUCAUCUGAAGAUAAAAUUGAUGCUAUAUUGGAGAUUCUUGUUGAUAAAUUGGACUGUUCGCCUUCCACUAUUUCCAAUUAUGCUGUAAUUCUGACAUCGAAUUUGAAUAAGCGAGUUGUUCCUCGGGCUUCUGUCAUUCAAAUGUUGUUGUCAAAGGGUCUGAUGAAAAAGAAGAGCAUGCUCUCAAUGUUUGUCUGCACUGAAAGGGAUUUUUUGAAUAAAUUUAUCCUGUGUCAUAAGGAGGAAGCUAGUGAACUCCUGAAGCUGUAUGAGUCUAAACUAAACUGAAUCUUGCAAGGUGAAUGAAAAAUGGAAAGGUUAAGUUAUGGAUUUGGGCUAUUCACCAAAAAAAAAAAUGUUAUGGAUUUGGGCUGAGAUGAUGCAAGCCCCUUGUCAUUACAUUUCUUUUGUCGUAUGAUGCAUUACCUUGUUAAUUU
Molecule: messenger RNA, 1481 nt
Organism: Prosopis cineraria
Lineage: Eukaryota; Viridiplantae; Streptophyta; Magnoliopsida; Fabales; Fabaceae
Exons: 2
Coding region: 1-1332 (443 amino acids)
Biological process (GO): regulation of DNA-templated transcription; chloroplast organization
Cellular component (GO): chloroplast
Molecular function (GO): double-stranded DNA binding
Source: RefSeq, a predicted model, not a curated record